Siniperca chuatsi (mandarin fish) is the source of this 809-nucleotide messenger RNA. RefSeq lists its product as uncharacterized. The transcript has 4 exons. Gene Ontology annotation, molecular function: calcium ion binding. The record is from RefSeq and is a predicted model, not a curated record. Gene Ontology annotation, cellular component: perinuclear region of cytoplasm. NCBI's taxonomy places the organism in Eukaryota, Metazoa, Chordata, Actinopteri, Centrarchiformes, Sinipercidae. Bases 221 to 496 code for a protein of 91 amino acids.
GAAAAAGAAUGCAGAGAUGAAUGUGCAAGUAUAAAGCAGACAUGCACACGCCCUAUGACAAUGAAAAAACGUUGGCUGGAGUGAGACGUUAAAUCACGGAGAAGAUAUGUGUUGCUGGUUAAUCUUGCUCAAGACUGAAUAGGAGGAUCUGUGUGAGAAAGAAGGAGAGCAGCUUCUAGUGAAAUCGUUUUCUUGCCUUUUGUUUUCCUGUCCAAACGAUAUGGAGGCAGCCAUUAAAACAGUGGUGACCACAUUUAUUAGUUCUGCCAGGGGGAAGGAGAACCUAGAUGGAAAAGCCUUCCAGAAACUGGUAAAUAAACAGCUUGGCGGCAUCAUGGAGGAUACAAACAGCUCCUCUGCCGUUAAGGAGAUGCAGAGGGGACUGGAUGAGAACAAUGAUGGAAAGGUCAGCUUCCAGGAAUACCUCACUCUGAUUGGCUACGUGGCCAGCUCCCUCAGUCAGAGCAAGACUGGAUCCAACACAGAUGCAUCAUAGAUGCUUGUGAAGAUGCAGUGUUUUGUGGAUCAACAGUUUAGUUUGAGCUUUUUAAGUAUCUUUUCUCAUUUCCAAAUGUUCCAAACAUCAUGUAGUCCAUCAUUUUCAUACAGUUAAUCAACCAGCUCUAUAAUGCCCUGAACUACAUCUUAAAUGUCUGUCCAGAUCAACCUUUUUUUCAGCCACACCAUAUUGAUUUCCACUGUCAAGGACACAUUGAAGGACUGUGAGCUUGGAGUGUCUUUUUUUUAUACCAAUUAUACAAAGGAUACUUACUGUAUUUUCAAAAUAAAAGCUUUAUAUAAUAAAACUA